AAUCAGACCUGGUGGCUCUCACAAGCAAUACAGAACACGGAGCCGAAUGUUAAGUUGCAGCAGCAGGUCUCUCUUGCUCUUCAGAGUAGACCGUGUACUGAAAUUUACAACCACUUAUGUGAAACCAAGUCCGAUUGAUUACCUUCAGGGACGCUGUUUUUACUAUAAUUUGAGCUGUAAUUGGAAGAUGGGUGGGGCAAAAGAAAAGCCAGGUGCUGUGUACACAAUCAAAAAGCAAAAAACCAAUAAUCUUGUAUGGAGACCCGUGAGUAGUCAAGCCAGUUUUGGUGAAGAAUGUUCAGUAAAGGAAGUGACAGUUGGGUCGGAAGAUGUAAGUCAAAUUCAAGAAUUGACAGUUGAUUCAGAAGAUGCAAGUCAAAUUCAAGAAGUGCAGUGCAGCACAUCAAGCAAUGUUACAGAUGCUCAACAUGUCAUGAAGGUUGAAGCAGUGACUGAAGUAACUGACUCAACACUCAGUUCUCAUACAUUGCAGGAUAAUGUCGAGGAUAGAGCAGUGGAAGGACAGUCAGACCUUUCAGCUGAAAAGCAUUCACUUUCGCUUGAGAUUGGUGCUUCUGUAAUUCGAUUCGUCAAGGGAAGAGAGGGAUCCAUGCAGAAAAAAAUUGAAGAGGAGAUGGGAGUUAAGAUUAUCAUCCCAUCAUCAAGGAAGGAGGAUUCAAUUAUCAUCGAAGGCAUUUCAUUGGAUAGUGUAAAUAAAGCUUCAGAAAGGAUAAAAUCUAUAAUCGAUGAGGCAGUUAAAGGCCCAAGUCUGGAUUACUCACACUUUAUAUCUCUUCCAUUAGCUAUACAUACAGAAUUGGUUGAUAAGCUUGUUAAUUUUCAAAACUGUAUCCUGGGAGUUGGUGAUUCCCCCCUAGAAGAGAAUGCAGAUAGUGAUUCAAACGAAGAUGCCUCUGACAAUGAAGACAAGGACCGACAGUUAGAUAAAACUCCUAAUGUAGCUGUUGAACUUAAAGUUGGAGAUGGCACUGAGCAUGUUAAAGUGGAUGUAAAGAGCAUAGACCAAAAAUCUAAUGUUGCAGUUGAACUUAAAGUUGGAGAUGACAAUGAGCAUGUUAAAGUGGAUGUAAAGAGCAUACCUCUUGUUAGUUAUGUACCCAAAGCAUCAAAGUCUUCCUCUGUAUCUGAUUUGGGAAUCGACAAGUCCAUGUUUAUUAAACCUAAAACCUUUCACUUAACUGUGCUGAUGUUGAAAUUGUGGAACAAGGACCGAGUUAAUGCAGCUGUUGAGGUUUUGAAGAGUAUUUCCUCGAAAGUGAUGGAUGCCUUGGAUAAUCGACCCAUCUUUAUAAGACUAAAGGGGCUGGAAUUAAUGAGAGGUUCUUUGGCCAAAGCUCGUGUACUCUAUGCUCCAGUAGAAGAAAUUGGUGAUGAUGGUCGACUUCUCCGUGCAUGUCAAGUCAUUAUUGAUGCAUUUAAUGAAGCUGGACUUGUGCUUGAGAAAGAUGCUACACAGAAGUUGAAGUUGCAUGCCACUGUGAUGAAUGCAAGGCAUCGGAAAAGCAAGAGUAGGACAAGAAAGCUUGAUUCGUUUGAUGCACGAGGCAUUUUCAAGCAAUAUGGAUCUGAGGAAUGGGGAGAGUAUAUUAUCCCCGAAGCUCAUCUUUCACAGAGAUUUGUAUUUGAUGAAAGUGGCUAUUAUCAUUGCUGUGCUUCAAUACCUUUUCCUGAAAACACGAAAGGAGACUGAUCCAUUUAAGUUGAAGAUUAACAACUUAGUUCCCUUUGAGUAGAAAACACAGGCCACUUGUGUUAUAUAAGGUCGUUCUCUUGUGAUGAAGCCUACUAGCGUAUUUUCGGCUUUUGCUUCCAAAUUUCUAAUUUUUCCCUCUUUUUUAGGUUCCCCAAAUAAGAUUUGCUGCUAUAAGUUC
Messenger RNA from Pistacia vera, 1892 nucleotides. RefSeq lists its product as uncharacterized. Gene Ontology annotation, cellular component: nucleus. Lineage: Eukaryota; Viridiplantae; Streptophyta; Magnoliopsida; Sapindales; Anacardiaceae. The transcript has 14 exons. Bases 47 to 1711 code for a protein of 554 amino acids. The record is from RefSeq and is a predicted model, not a curated record. Gene Ontology annotation, molecular function: RNA binding. Gene Ontology annotation, biological process: DNA alkylation repair; regulation of DNA-templated transcription.